Molecule: messenger RNA, 4970 nt
Organism: Manihot esculenta (cassava)
Lineage: Eukaryota; Viridiplantae; Streptophyta; Magnoliopsida; Malpighiales; Euphorbiaceae
Product: probable DEAD-box ATP-dependent RNA helicase 48
Exons: 11
Coding region: 71-2377 (768 amino acids)
Molecular function (GO): ATP binding; RNA helicase activity; nucleic acid binding
Source: RefSeq, a predicted model, not a curated record
GCACCAGUGCAUAAACCCUAAACCCUGGAGACUUGCCCAAGUCCUCUCCUCUCUACCUCUGUUGUCAGCCAUGCAGUUGCCAAUUUUCCUCCAACGUUCCAGAACCAUGUCAGACCACAUCCGAACCCGAAUCUUAGCCCGGCUCAUGGGCGGAGGUCCACGAACCUUCCCUGGUGGCCUGAACAAAUGGCAAUGGAAGCGCCUCCAUGAGAAAAGAGCCAGAGAAAAAGAAAAGAGAUUGCUCGAGCAAGAGAAACAACUAUACCAAGCCCGAAUCCGCUCCCAACUUCGACACAAACUCGCCGGAAAAACUGACCUGGAUUCUAAUCCGGAUACAAACAUUUCUUACAGCCCUAUGACCCCCAAGGACCACGUCAAAGCCCUUGCUGAUCGUUUCAUGAAAGAAGGAGCUGAAGACUUGUGGAAUGAAAACGACGGCUCGUUGAAAUCUCCGUUGCCGAAAUCAAUUGAAAGGACAAUACCAGUUGGGCCGAAUGGACGGCCGGGAUCGAUCAAUUCGCCGAUCGAUUUGAGGAAAUUGAUAUCGGAGGCUCCGAAUAUAUCACAUAAUUGCGAAAUUUUUAGCGAGGGUUAUAAUUACGUAAAAGCAAGGGAUUAUUCGGUGCAGAGAGGCACACAUAACAAGGGUUUCUCUUCUCCUAAAUUGAGGAGAUUUCGGAGAUCUGGGAGUUCUUCCAGCGAUGACGAGGAUGACGAUUAUGGAUUUGAUUCGUAUAACGAGGGGGAAAGGCGAGGGAGAACGGCGGAGGAGAUCGGGAGUAGAGCUGCUUUAAGGAAGUACGACGUGAAAGUAACGAAAAGAGUGCCACUUAAGGAGCUUGAUAAGGAGUCGGAUUUUGCGAAGGAAGUGGAGUUGAUUAGGCAUGAGCUUGGGAAGAAAAAAUUGGCGGAGAAUCAAGGUGAGAAUAAUGAGACAGCCGAGGAGGAAUCAAUUCUCAGUCAGAAAAGAUUUGACGAAUGUGGUUUAUCACCAUUGACUGUGAAGGCACUUACAGCAGCUGGCUAUGUUCAAAUGACCAGGGUGCAAGAGGCUACUUUGUCCGUUUGCCUUGAGGGCAAGGAUGCUUUGGUUAAAGCCAAAACUGGGACAGGCAAAAGUGCUGCUUUUUUGCUUCCUGCAAUUGAAACAGUUCUGAAAGCAAAAAGUAGCAAUUCUAAUCCACGGGUGCCUUCCAUUUAUGUUCUUAUUAUCUGUCCAACAAGAGAACUAGCAAGUCAAAUAGCUGCUGAGGCAAAUGCUAUGCUGAAGUACCAUGAUGGCAUGGGUGUGCAAACACUAAUUGGGGGUAUACGUUUCAAAGAUGAUCAGAAGCGCCUUGAAUCAGAUCCAUGCCAGAUAGUUGUUGCAACUCCUGGUCGGCUGCUGGAUCACAUUGAGGAAAAAGGUGGUUUAUCUGUGCAUUUGAUGGGCUUGAAGAUGCUUAUACUUGAUGAAGCUGACCAUCUACUAGACCUGGGGUUUCGAAAAGAUGUGGAAAAAAUUGUAGAUUGUUUGCCCAGGAGGAGGCAAUCCUUGCUGUUCUCAGCAACAAUUCCAAAAGAGGUUCGGCGAAUAUCUCAGCUUGUAUUGAAAAGAGAGCAUGCAUUUAUUGAUAUGGUGGGCCUGGGUUCUCUGGAAACUCCUGCUAAGAUUAAGCAGUCUUUCCUUGUUGUUCCACAUGAAUUGCAUUUUCAAUUGGUGCAUUAUCUGUUGAAGGAGCAUAUCCUACGGACACCUGAUUACAAGGUCAUUGUUUUCUGUACGACUGGGAUGGUAACAUCACUCUUAUAUAUGCUUCUCCGGGAAAUGAAAAUGAAUGUUAAGGAGAUGCAUUCUAGAAAGCCUCAAUUAUACAGAACUCGUGUCUCUGACGAAUUCAAGGAAUCAAAACGAUCAAUUCUUAUUACUUCCGAUGUUUCAACACGGGGAAUGAAUUAUCCUAAUGUUACUUUGGUAAUUCAGCUCGGCAUUCCUGCUGAUCGGGAGCAAUAUAUACAUCGUCUUGGAAGAACAGGGCGUGAGGGCAAAGAUGGAGAAGGAAUCUUAUUGCUGGCACCAUGGGAAGAAUAUUUCCUGAAUGAGUUGGAAGAUCUGCCUCUUGAUAAACUUCCUUCACCUGAUAUGGAUCCAGAAAGUAAACUUAAGGUGGAAGAUUCAAUGUCAAAGAUCGAUACUAGUGUCAAAGAAGCAGCAUAUCAUGCUUGGCUAGGGUAUUAUAAUUCAAUCAGGGAAAUUGGCAGGGAUAAAACAACGCUUGUUGAACUAGCCAAUCGAUUUUCUGAGUCAAUAGGCUUACAAAGGCCACCUCCUUUGUUCAGGAAAACAGCACUGAAGAUGGGUUUGAAAGACAUCCCUGGUAUACGGAUUCGAGCAUGACAUUUGCUGGAGUGACUGGGAAAAGAUAAGUGUUAUUAGAGAUGAAAAAUCUAGCACUCCAUCAAUUUUUGGCUGGGGAACUAUGGUCGGCAGAAGUAGAGGCCGAAGUGGAGGCAACCAACCCCAACAAGUAGAGUUUGGCUGGGAUGCAGAGAAUGAUCAACAUCAAGAACCAGCAGGAGCCCAAAUGGAGAAUCCAAAAGGUGACUCAAGAAGAUCUUCAGGUCGAGGAUGAAGUUGAGGAUGUGAAUCCUUUCAUGAAGUUGGACCUGCAAAUCGUGCAGAGAGAGGCAUAUUGGAAGUAGGGUUACCACAGGCCCUUGAUUUGAAUGGAGUUAUAGUUGAAGUAGCUGAUUUUCAUGGAAAGUUACAUGAGGAUUAUUUGGAUUGGAAAAACAGUUUGAUAGAAUUAUUUCAAAUGGAAGAUGAUGGCAGAUGUUGAGAUAUUUGAAGAUGCUGUAAAUAACUUGAUUUGCAGUAAUUGUGUGCAUAAUUAGGUGCUAGAAUUAUGUAUAAUUAGGUGGUUGAUUUUCUUAUUUGUAUACUUAUAGACAACAUAAAUACUCCAAUUAGCUUGAGGGGAACCAUCAAGCUCAUAUUCUCUCAUAAUCUUACUUUCUUUCUCUCUUUUUCACUUAUGUUUUAUGGUAUCACAGCCAAAAAUUUUGGCCUCUUUCUUCCUCCUUUAAGCGGCAGAUUUGCCAUCUCUUGUUGGAGACUUUCUGAAAUCUGAAAUCAGUUGAUCUCACCAUUCUGCCCAUCAGUCUCAUUGACAACAGAUUGGUGCCCCCUCAAAGCGCUCACUAAACCACCUCCACAUGCAACCCCCUACUCUUCAGCAUUUGGUACAUGGAGCCGUUUUCCAGUGUCACGCUAGCAACACCUCCAACACCCUUGCCAGGAAGAGGAGACUCUAGCCAAGUGGAUUCCAUCACCUGCUCACUUCUCUAGUCCCUUCUACAGACCAGUAGCUUCAGCUCCACUAUUCCAUGCUUUGAGUCUACCGUUCCAGCAGUUUCAAGAUCUCUAUUUGGUUUGCACACACAUUUUUUUUCCAACUAUCUAUCAAUAUGCUUGAGAGACAGGAAGCCUCCAAUUCAAGUUGUGAGUUCCUUAAACUAUUUUUUUUUUAAAUUGUUAGCUCAUCAAACAUCACUAUUGUUAAAUUACAAGUAAAUAACAAUUAUGCGUCAUGAACUGCAGCAAUAGAAUUCUGGUUUCUGGAUCAGGGAUAUGAUGAUAUUGAAAAAAUUGUCACUGUCUCAUUGAUAGAACAAGUUGGGAUGCUCAAUUAUGUAAUCUUUUGUGGCAUUUGUUCGAUCAAACUACUUAUUUGUUUCAAUCUUGUAAAACCUGUUGUAAUUUUUGGACUAAGGCUAAAAUGUUGUACAAUGCAUUUACAAGGUUGUAUAAGAUAUUGUUCACUUAUAAUAGAAUCACUUAGGACAGGCAAAGAUGAUGGAACAUGAAUUUUAACUCUCAUGCCUUUUUUUUAAUAAUAUUACUGCACGAGAGACAAUGAGAUAAGUUUUUUAUGGUAUUGGCAUUGACUGGCUCCGAUCUGACCUUGGCCAUUAUAAGAUCGAAUUUUAACUAGUCAAAUCAUUCCUACUCUAGAAAAUGUGUCGGCUAAGUUCUUACACAUCUCCCUCAGUAAGAAUAACUCUACAAGUUGAACCCUCAGUCUUAGUUGUGAAACGUGAACAUCAACAAGGACAAAACAAGUAUUAGAAAGGGAAGAAGUCCCAUUACACUUGAUGUGAUAAAAGUGGUCACACGGGAGAUACUUGUUGGGCAUUGCAUGCUGACCUCACAGCCUAACUAAUCUAAUAGUGGUAGUCUAUUAGCUGUUCAUAUGGCCCAAUCUAUUGGAGAUGACUUGAUUCUGCAACCUGAAAAUAAAUCUCAUAUAUUAGAUUCAAUCACCUUACUAGAGCAGGUUGCAAGGAAUAUCUACAGUUCUAAACAGCUACGCAACAGUCCUCUUAAUCCAGUAUUGCUCUCUCUAUUACUUUCUUUGCUCAUCUAAGCCUUCACCUAUUGUCCUAUGAAUCCUAGACUCUGGUACUUUUGAUCAUAUAUAUGGUAAUUACACCCUUUUCUCCGCUCCUAUUUUACCUUCUUCACCAUCUAAAGCAACAUUAGCUAAGCAUUCACAAGCUUUAGUUAAAAGAGUAGGAAAAGUACUUCUUCCUUCUGGUUCCUUAAUUACAGUUAUAUUCACUCCUAAAUGUCCAUAUAACUUAAUCUCCAAUAGCAAAUUGAUUAAAAACCUUUAACUAUUUUAUAACAUUUACUACUGAUUAUGCUAUUAUGUAAUGUAGGACUAGGAUACUAGAAAGAUAAUUGGAGCAAGAUAUGAGUCACAAGGAUCAUACACCUCUCUACUUCCAAGUUCCAACUUGCCAAUUACUUUUGUUUCUCUCACUUCUACUGAACUCAUUCCCAAUCGUUCGGGACAUUUAAGUCUUACCAAGUUAUAGACAAUAGUUCCAAGUCUUUCUUCAUUGUCUUAUUUGGAGUGUGACAUGUCAAACUCUGAAACAAACUCAUACUUCAUUUUCCCAAAAAGCCAAUAAUAAAAUCACUUAUG